AUGGAGUCCAAAGGAGUCCUUUACAAACAUACUAACAUACAGGACAUAGGUCUGACCUCUGAUCCUUCGAGAUGCAUUGAUGCCUCCGGAAGAAGACCAACAUGGUUUCGCAACGAUGACUUUCUUCACAGCCAAUCACAAGAUAAUUGUUUAAAUACAAAUUUAACAAUUGAAAAAUUUGCGCUCAGCUGUUUCCUACUGGCUUGCGUUGGCAUCUGCACCGCGACUUUUGGUGGACAUGAACACGUUCAUAUUCGAGUACAUAUACCUGAAGAGCAUCAUUCUUCAAAGGAAGUAGUAGUACAUGAGCAUCAUGAAGACCACGGACACGGUGGGGGCGGAGGUGGUGGAGGAUAUGGCGGCCAUGGUGGAUUCGCUGACCAUUUGCACGGAGGUUUCGCAGACCAUCUGAAAGGAGGUCAUGGAGGCGGCGGUGGUGGCGGUUUCGGUGGCGGAUUUGGAGGAGGACACGGCGGAGGAUAUGGAAGCGGAUCGCAUGAUUUAGGAGGUGGACACGGCGGACAUGGCGGAGGCCAUGAUUUUGGCGGUGGUCAUGACUUCGGCGGUGGUCACGGAGGAUAUUCUGACGGCGGAUUUAGUGACAGCGGUCAUGGAGGAUAUUCCGGAGGAGGAGGAGGAGGAUUCGGAGGAGGUCAUGACAUAGGAGGUGGUUAUGGCGGAGGGAUCGAUGGCGGCCACAGUAUAGAUAUCGGCGGUGCUGGUCAUGGUGGUCACGACGACGGUGGACAUGGAGGUGACAUUGGUGGUGGCUAUGACUUAGGUGGAGGCCAUGGCGUUGGUCACGAUCUAGGCGGUGGUGACAGCGGUUUUGGAGGUGGUCACGGCGGUAGUUUUGGCGGUGGAUAUGGGGGUGGAUUUGGAGGCGGUCAUGGUGGAGGAUUCGGCGGUGGAUUUGGAGGUGGCCAUAGUGGAGGAUUCGGCGGAGGCCAUGGAGGCGGAAUCGGAGGAGGAUUUGGAGGUGGUUUUGGCGGUGGAUUUGGAGGUGGAUUCGGAGAUGACCAUGGAAGCAGUCAUGGAGGUGGUCACGGAGGCGGUUUCGGAGGUGGUUAUGGGGGUAGCCACGGAGGCGAUCAUGGAGGCAGCUUCGGAGGAAGCCAUAGCGUAGGCGGAGGUUUUGAUGUAGGAGGCAGUUUUGGUGGAUAUGGAGGUGGACAUGAUGAUCACGGCAGCAGUGGAUUAGGAGGACAUGACAGCUAUAGUUCCGGAUUUACUGGGUUAUUAAGCCACGGUUCAAGUGGAUUUGGAGGCAGUGGAGACCAUGGUGGUGGCCACGGAGGAGGUCACGGCGGACAUGACAGUUAUUCUGUAGCAAGCGUUGAUUCCUUUGGAGGUGGUGGAGGACAUGGCGGAGAUAGUUACAGUGUCGGAGGAGGACAUGGUCACGGUUCUGGAGGAUUCAGCGGUGGACAUGGAGUUAGCUAUAGCGUGGGAUUUGGCGGCUCCGGAGGACACGGUGGUCACGGAGGUUUCAGUUUAUCGGACUUAGGUCACGGAGGAGGGGGUGGCGGCCAUGGUGGCGGCCACGGCGGCUUCGGAGAUAGCUACACCAACGCCAUAAGUUCAGGUCAUGGAGGUGGUCCUUACCAUAAAAGAAAGUAAAAAUAAACUCUAAAUAAGAUCGUUGUAAUGCCAACUAAGUCAUAAAAUUCGCUGGCGCGGUGGGACCAGUAUUAAAGUACAAGUUUUGUAAAUACGUUUUGUUUUAGUUUCUUAAGUUAUUGUUAUGAUGUUAUAAUGUUAUUAAUUAUAAUGUUUUUAUUUAAUAUUAAGCGUUUUAAUGACGACAUCCACAAUUAUAUAAUAGAAUGAUCAA
This is a messenger RNA of Melitaea cinxia (Glanville fritillary), 1834 nucleotides long. Its product is annotated as glycine-rich cell wall structural protein-like. The record is from RefSeq and is a predicted model, not a curated record. NCBI's taxonomy places the organism in Eukaryota, Metazoa, Arthropoda, Insecta, Lepidoptera, Nymphalidae. The coding region runs from base 1 to 1620 and encodes 539 amino acids. The transcript is spliced from 4 exons.